Molecule: messenger RNA, 243 nt
Organism: Parnassius mnemosyne (clouded apollo)
Lineage: Eukaryota; Metazoa; Arthropoda; Insecta; Lepidoptera; Papilionidae
Source: the annotation of a GenBank genome assembly
AUGAUUAAUAGGGAUAACUGGGGGCAUUCGUAUUGCGACGUUAGAGGUGAAAUUCUUGGAUCGUCGCAAGACGAACAUCAGCGAAAGCAUUUGCCAAAGCGAUCCGCCGACGUUACUACGAUGGCUCGGCGGGCAGCUUCCGGGAAACCAAAGAUUUUGGACUCCGGGGGGAGUAUGGUUGCAAAGCUGAAACUUAAAGGAAUUGACGGAAGGGCACCACCAGGAGUGGAGCCUGCGGCUUAA